CGUCAGCAGUGCCACGUCCACAACAUGACGGGCCUGCCAGGCCAACUGGCCAAUGAGCCCAUUGCCGACUACAAAAAGCGCUUCCAGGCUCAGCUCGCUGUAAUCGAGGCUGAGGAACAACGCCAGCUGGCAGCCAAGGCUGCCCAGCUACAGGCUGACGAAGCGGCAGCAGCAGAGCAGCUCCGGCUACAGGCCGAAGCAGACGCAGAUGCCCAGGCUCGCCGCAAGGAAGCCCAGGAUCUGCUGCAGCGGCAUGAAGCCAACAGCAUAGAGAGACUCAAGUUCUGGCACUUUGAACCGAAUGGCGACGAGGCAACACCGGAAGAAAAGCAUAAGGAGUUCAUGGCCAAGCUCGUGACCAGGUUGGUUUAUACUUGUAACCACCUGCAGUCCGAGCUGGCGAACCUCCAGCGGGCCGUGCGGAACCAUAAGACUCAGCACGAGGAUGCCACACGGGCACUGGACGCCCGUGUACAGGACUUGGAACAAGUUCCGCCAAGACCAAAUGCUGGGGCUUCCAGCAGUGCAUCCUCUAGCCGCCAAUUGGAGGAACGCGUUGACCACGUGGUGGUAAUGCUCGGCGACAUCAGCACUUUCGCUGCGCCGACCACCAUCAGCAGUCAGCUGCAUAACUUGAAGACCGAGGUCCAGCAGCUGCAGUCGACGAAUGCGGAUGACAAUCCGAAGAUGUACAAGAUGCCAACUUUCCAACUGGACAAGUUCGACGACUACACGCAGCAGGAUCCGGUCCUCUGGUGGGAAGCAUUCACAACACAACUCAGGAUUCUGCCCGUAGCCAAGCAUGCGUACAUCGGCGCCCUGUUCCUGAACUCAAAGGGCGGAUGCCAGACCUGGUUGAGCCACCUGGCAACCUCCCACGGCGUCGACGUACCGGACUUGAAGGACAAGAUCACAUGGGAGGAACUGACACGACUGUGGAAGAAGCGGUUCAUCGUCGACGACGCGCCGACACUCGCCAUCAACCGUUUGUUCACCAUGUCACAGGGCAACGCUGCAACACGGGACUGGCUCAUGGAGUGGCAGAAGAUUGCGGCAGUGCCCAAUAUGGACUUGCCAUUCAUACAUCUCAGACGUGAGUUCUACAACAGAUCCUGCGCUGUGUUACGAUCCUGGUCAUUUCCCAAGUGCAUAGGCACAAUGAAAGACAAUGCCACCCAAUUGCGAAAGAAAUGAAAGCACUUGCAAAGAGAUAAAGACCAGAGGAGAGG
Chara braunii is the source of this 1229-nucleotide messenger RNA. Lineage: Eukaryota; Viridiplantae; Streptophyta; Charophyceae; Charales; Characeae. The record is from the annotation of a GenBank genome assembly.